CCAGCAGGCAGCGCCGGAUGCAUCCAUUGUUAGACGGACUCGGGUCAUCGGCUAGGUGGGCGUCGCCCAAACGGCGCUCCACUGACCUCCAUAAAGGCCGUGCACACAGGUGGAAUAUCCGUCGUGUCUUCUGUGGUGCGAUCUGGAUCAAGUGUACACUUCAGGUGCGAACCUGCAACAAAUGGUUAACCACGGAGAUAAGAGCGGGGCGAUAAGAAUGAUGAAGUGGAGCGUGAACAGGUCACCCGAUGACGGCCCGGUGUUGCCACAUCAAACACUGGUGUUCUGUAAACACCCGUCGACUGCAGCAGGACAGCGUUCCCUCCAAGCACGUCCUCCGGCAUGCAGCUGUAACGUGGAGCCGUAACGCACCCCGACUUGUGCGCCGUUGCGGAUCGUCUUGUUAGGGUUUUCUUCUCUGAGGGGGACGGUCAGGAAGGAUGAAGCGCUCCUGUGUGAAGCACCUGAAAACUCUGGUGAUAAGUCUCAACUUCCUGUGCUGGCUGUGCGCCGCCUUCACGGUGGCCUUGGGCGAGUUCCAGAUGAUCAACUCCAAGUUCUCCUCCCUCAUCACCACCUUCUGGCCCAUCUUUCCCGCCAACACCGUGGUGGCCACCGGCACCAUCAUUUGCUGCGUGUGUUACCUGGGAGUGAUGGGGGCCAUGAAGGAGAACCGCUGCAUGCUCGUCAACUUCUUCGUCCUGUUGUUCAUCCUGAUGCUGGUGGAGUUGGCCAUGGCCUGUGUCUUCCUGGUCUACAGCAGAGAGAUCCACACGUACUUUGAAGAAGACCUGACGCGGAGCCUGGAGAUCUACAGAGAGUCGGGCUCAGAGAUCAACACCACCCUCAAAGAAGACUUCGAUGCCGUCCAGCACCUGUUCAGGUGCUGUGGAGUCCACGGUGUGGCAGACUGGAAAGGGGACGUGCCCAUCUCCUGUUGUAGGAAGGACCCCUGUGACCUCUUCACGCGCACCUACUGGGAAGAGGGUUGUCUGGUGAAACUGAGGGACUGGUUUUCAGGAAACUAUCGCAGCACAGGCGCCGGCGUCGCCGCCAUGUUCAUCCUGCAGUUUAUCUGUCUGUCCAUCACCGUCCCCCUCUUUUGCCUCCUCAGUCGACAGGGUUUGGGUUACAAGUGAAGCCAAUUGAAUCCGACCUCCUGUAUGUUGGCACGAUGCUGCUCCCCGUGUCACCUGUUUAUUAUUCCGCCCCAAAAAGAAACGGUCCUUCUUUGACAGCCGCCCAUCAUCACUAUUGACUUUGUCCUGUGAUGUGAAUAAGAUGGAUGACAUGAUUCCUCAAAGCCCCCCGGAGGUCUGUUUCCCCAUGACUAUAGAUGACGUGAACUACUUUGUGGCACCUGCCCUUCCCAGUUCGUUCAACUUUGAAAGACAAACUGGUGUCGGACCGUAAGACUUUUUAACCUUAUUCAUUGAGUUUUCAAUAUUUUCCUCCAUUUUUUUAAAAUAGUUUUUUGAUUUCAAGAUAUUCGGUUAAUAAUAUGCCUGCGGUUCCAGACCCAUCUGGUUCCACUUAUCCAAUGUCUUAAUUCUUUGUUCAGACUUUGGUCUCUAAAUCCAAGCUUGGAUGACCAGUAUUUAAAAUAAACCUAAAAAAAUGUGCUUGUAACAGCAUUUUUAAAAUUAAUUGCUUCGUUUUUCGGGUGAUUCUGAUUCUUCUGAAAUAUCGGCCGCUUCCUGCUGUGCGAGGAAGCCACAAUAAUAAUCCUUGCCAUUGCUGUUUUAGGAAUUAAAAUCACAAACCACUUGGUAAGAUGUUAAUGUGUGAGGUAGCUUAACUGGUAUAUAUUAUGUAAUUUUUAUUUCUUUUUAAAAUGGAAACAUUAGUCAACAGAUUUUCAUAAUUUGUAAUAACACAGCAAUAGCCAAUGAGCUAUGAGCGAAGUUUAGACAUUUACUUAUCUGUGUAUCAGUCUGUAUUACAGCCCAUGUUCUGUAUCGAGUUGAGAGUAAAACGUGAUUAAGUCAGUAAAGUUUUUUAUCGUAAAAAUAC
Messenger RNA from Gasterosteus aculeatus aculeatus (three-spined stickleback), 2013 nucleotides. Its product is annotated as leukocyte surface antigen CD53-like. The record is from RefSeq and is a predicted model, not a curated record. NCBI's taxonomy places the organism in Eukaryota, Metazoa, Chordata, Actinopteri, Perciformes, Gasterosteidae. Gene Ontology annotation, cellular component: plasma membrane.